Molecule: messenger RNA, 678 nt
Organism: Colletotrichum graminicola M1.001
Lineage: Eukaryota; Fungi; Ascomycota; Sordariomycetes; Glomerellales; Glomerellaceae
Product: thermostable beta-glucosidase B
Exons: 1
Coding region: 1-678 (225 amino acids)
Biological process (GO): glucan catabolic process
Molecular function (GO): beta-glucosidase activity
Source: RefSeq, a predicted model, not a curated record
AUGCCCUGGCUCGGCCGCGUCUCGGCUCUCGCCCAGGCCUGGUUCCCCGGCCAGGAGUGCGGCAACGCCAUCGCCGACGUCCUCACCGGCGCCGUGAACCCCAAGGGUAGGCUCCCCGUCAGCUUCCCGGCGCACCUGAAGGACGCACCGGCGCACGGAAGUUUCCCAGGCGUGCGCGGCGCCGACGACAAUGUGCUCCGCGUCGAGUAUGCCGAGGGCGUGUUCGUCGGGUACAGGCACUACGACCGCGUCGGUGCCAAGGUCCUGAACUUCCCCUUCGGCCACGGCCUCUCGUACACAACUUUCGAAUAUGCCGACUUCCGGGUCGUCCGGAGAGGAGAUGCCACCGCCACGGACGGAUUCGAGAUCUAUGUCGACGUUUUCAACACGGGCCAGGUCGCCGGCGCGACCACCGUGCAGAUCUACGCUGGAAAGGAGGAGGGGACGGCGGACACGCCUGUCAAGGGCCUGGUGGCGUUUGACAAAGUGAGGCUGCAGCCUGGGGAGAGGCAGACUGUAAGGCUGGAGGCCUUGACCAAAGAUCUCCCCUCGUUUGACGAGGCAGAACGGCUGUGGAACGUAGAGGCGGGAGAGUAUACGUUCUACCUCGUCGAGUCCUCGGCCAAGACGAUACAAACCGUUUCCGUAGCUUUAGAGAGGAUCACGUACCAGCGGUGA